GGUUUAAAAGGAAAUGUCUAUCAUUGUGGCUAUGUUUACACUUUCCCUGCUCCACACCCUACAACUGUCUACCUCCACACACACCUUUAUGCAUCGGUAGGUCUGUCAGAGAAGACGCUGUUCUCCGGACAGAUAUGGAGCCCCCCCUCCCUCAAGACCCAGGUGUUGCAGGCGCUGCAGGUAACCAGGAACCAGCAGCGUUGCGGAUUGGUGGUCUGCAGCCCCCUGCUGAGGUCACAGAGCCUGUAGACAUCGGCAUUGUGGAAGGAGACCAGAUGAAACCCGGACAUCCGACAGUAACAGGAGAUGGACAGCAGUUGUACUCAUUUGACAGCUCUCUGUCCUCCUCGGACAGUGAGGACGAGGGUUACAGCAAGAAAAUUAAAAAGAAGAAACUCAAGAAGAAGAAGAAGAAGAAGGACUCAAGCUCAUCCUCGUCAUCUUCAUCUUCUUCUUCCUCCUCCUCCUCCUCCUCUUCUUCCUCUUCCUCUAGUAGCUCUUCAGAUAGUGACAGUGAAGAUGACAAGAAGAAGAAAAGAGAGAAGAAGAUGAAAAAGGAGACGAAGAAAGAGUAUAUCUGGGACAGUGUGGUCAUAUCCCAGGCUGGUCCCGAUGGCCAAAUGGAUCAGCAGUCUGGAGAGAAGGUGAGCCAGGAUUGUGGCUUUGCAGAUGAUGAUGAUGAUGACAAGAGAAAAGAGAAAAAGAAGAAGAUGAAGAAGGACAAAAAGAAGAAAAAGAAAAAGGAUUCUUCAUCAUCUGACAGUUCAAACUCUGACAGUGAGAGUGAGAAGAAGAAGAAGAAAAAGAAGAAGAAGAAGAAGAGCAAGAAAAAGAAGAGCAAGAAAAAUAAGGACUCCAGCUCCUCCUCCUCUUCAGAUAGCUCCUCCUCUUCUGAUAGCUCCUCCUCUUCCGACAGUGAGGAUGACAAAAAGAAGAAGAAAAAGGACAAGAAAAAGAAAAAGAAAAAAAAGAAAGAUAAAAAGAAGGAUUCUAGCACUUCAUCCUCAUCAUCUGAAAGUGAUGAUGAUAAGAAGAAAAAGAAGAAGAAGAAAGAGGACAAGAAGAAGAAGAAAAAGAAGGAUAAGGAUGAAGGAAAGAAGAAACCCGGUGUUAGUGCCUUGUCAACAGCUGGUGGUGAGAUUGCAGGACCAAGUACUGAAGGAGAUAAAAAGGAAGAUGAGGAUACAGAUAAGGCCAAGAAGGAGUUCAAAACUAAAGACAAACUCUCCUCUACAUUGGCUGGGGAAGGAUUUUCUUGUCCAGGGGAAGGAUUGCAGGUAUUGCCUGGUACUGCUGAGGACGGCCACCUCAGCGAUGACGAGGGAGAAGGAAGAGAGGAGAUGGAUAAAAAGAAGCAGAAGUUGAAAAAGAAGAAAAAGGAUUCUAGUUCACACAGCAAGGAUGAGACAAAAGACAAGAAGAAAAAGGACUGCUCCAGCUCUGAUAGCUCCUCAUCAGACAGCGCAGAUGACAAGAAGAAAAAGAAGAAAAAGGAGAAGGAUUCCAGUACCUCCUCCUCCUCCUCCUCCUCCUCUUCUUCUUCUUCCUCCUCUGAUAGUGAAGAUGACAAGAAAAAGAAGAAAGGGAAGAUAAAGAAGAAGAAGAAGAAGGUUCAUAAUGAUUCCAGCUCUUCCUCCUCUUCUUCAUCUUCUGAAAGUGAAGAUGACAAGAAAAAGAAGAAAAAGAAGAAGAAAAAGACUAAGAAGAAGAAGGAUUCCAGCUCUUCCUCCUCUGAUUCCUCAUCCUCUGACGAUGAAAAGAUGAAGAAGAAGAAAAAGAAGUCAAGGAAGAAGAAGAAGAAGAAGAAGAAGAAGGCCAGCUCAUCUGAUGAUAGCACCUCUUCUGGCUCAAGUUCAUCUUCCUCUUCUUCUGAUAGUGAUGAUGACAAGAAAAAGAAGAAGAAAGAUGAGAAGAAGAAGAAGAAAAAGAAGGAUAAGAAGAAGAAAAAGAAGGAUUCUUCUAGUUCAGAUUCCUCCAGUGAUGAUGAUACGAAGAAGAAGAAGAAGAAGAAGAAGAAGAAGAAGAAGAAGAAGAAGAAGGACUCGGAUUCUUCUAGUAGUGAUGAUGAUAAGAAGAAGAAGGACAAGAAGAAGGACAAGAAGAAGAAGGACAAGAAGAAGAAGGACAAGAAGACGGACUCGAGCUCUAAGUCAUCAAGUUCAUCUGAUAGUUCCAGUGACAGCAACAAGGAAAAUGAAAAAGAGAAGAACAAGAAGAAACAUAAAAAGGAUGAUGGUGAUCAAAGUUGUGAGCCAAAAAUGGAAACUCCAGGUUCAGAUGCUGGGAGACUUUCAGCUGACAGUGGCAGCAGCUCUAAGCCUGGUAGUGCUUCAGUUGUCUCCUAUGUGUCCCUCCCCUCCAAACCCAUGGUGAAGCUGGAUCCUUUGAGCCCUUCAGCAGUCUCUAAAACCUCUGUCCCUAGUUCCUUACUGAGUAUUGGAGAUCGGGGCUCCAUCCGCAGACCUCCCAGCCCCAUGGAGUCGCUGAUGGGGAGUCCAAGAAGGUUAGGAGAUGGAGGCACCCGUUCCACCACUCACCUCACCUCUUAUGAUCUACUGAGAGGCACCAGGCCCUACCAAUAAUACCAUAUCAUAGAUCAAAAGAAAUGUUACCUAAUUAAAAUUAAAUAAAUAAUUGCUCACAAUAGUGGAUGUUGAGUGUGAUGAAAAACAACAACAAAUAUUAUGGCUCAACUUACAAAAUAAAAGGAAAAGGUUAUUGUGUGCUUUGUGGUGAGAUUCAGGUUACUGGGUAAAGAUGCAUUGUGAGAAGAUGUUGAAGAAAUACAAAAUUAAGAAAAUUAUAUUUUGGGUUGAAAUGUCAAUUUAUGAUCAAAUGUAUUCACAAUGCUUUCUUUGUGGAAUAAAACAGUUGUGAUAUAUUUGUUUGAA
Molecule: messenger RNA, 2891 nt
Organism: Labrus mixtus (cuckoo wrasse)
Lineage: Eukaryota; Metazoa; Chordata; Actinopteri; Labriformes; Labridae
Product: cylicin-1
Exons: 25
Coding region: 135-2582 (815 amino acids)
Source: RefSeq, a predicted model, not a curated record